UCAACCUGUAGAGACAUGCAAAAAACAAAGUGGACAUGGGUGGUAUUCCCGUCUGUCCCAAGAGAAGAAAGCGGAACACCUAGAGAAGCUCCGGAUAGCCCGACUAGAAAAGAAAGCUGCAACAAAAAGUUUGGGUGUUGAUGUAUCUCAAUUCCCUGCUCCUCAAGUUUCCACACCUUGUACGGUGGGACACAAAAAACAAAGUGGUCAUGGUUGGUUUGCUAGACUAUCUGAAGAUAAAAAAGAAGAAUACCGGAAGAAGCGUACGAUGUCCCGGCAGGAAAAACAAAAUGCAACUCUCCAUGACGAUGUUUCGCUUGGUAAUAUUACUAAAUACGAUGGUGGUAUGCUAAACACGGAGGAUGAUGAUGAUAAUGAUUGGAUGCACACUAAUCUGAAUUACCAACGAGCUAAUCUGAAUUGCCAGCAAGGUACAGUGCAUGUUCAACAUAUACAUGACAUGCAAGGACAAGAAAGAUUUCUGCCCAGAAGUUUUAUAUCUGGACAGUCCAGUGAAACGAAAGAUGCAUCUUCUGAGAAAAAACGACGUCGUAUGAGGGAACAAUAUGCAAACAUGCCAACGCAUGACAAAGAGGUUGUGUUGUGUCGGAAUCGUGCAUAUAAGAUAGCACAACGGCAUACUGGACCAUUACACAACCAAUCUAACACUACUGAUGUCGCCGAUGGAUCAAAAACGCACUCACCAAGUACACCUUCCAUACCGAGGACAUGCAUGCCUUCUGAUGCCAUCCACACCGAGGAAGAGUUCGAUGUAUCUGGAAUUUUUGAGCCAAUUCAACCCACUACUGAAAUGGAAGGUAUAAUGUUCAUAUUUGUUUGUCCAGUAUUACUUAAUAUUACUUCCGUUCAUUCGCCAUUAUUAUGCUCCUAGACUGC
Molecule: messenger RNA, 897 nt
Organism: Triticum dicoccoides
Lineage: Eukaryota; Viridiplantae; Streptophyta; Magnoliopsida; Poales; Poaceae
Exons: 4
Coding region: 269-892 (207 amino acids)
Source: RefSeq, a predicted model, not a curated record